Molecule: messenger RNA, 1098 nt
Organism: Fraxinus pennsylvanica
Lineage: Eukaryota; Viridiplantae; Streptophyta; Magnoliopsida; Lamiales; Oleaceae
Source: the annotation of a GenBank genome assembly
AUGUCCACAAAUUUUCUUGGAUCCCCAAAUAUACUGAAACCCUUCUUUUCUAUCAGAUUCUCAGCCGUUCCUAUGGCUACUUUUGUACAAUCCUCAAGAACAGAGACUCCUCAGACAAAUCCAGACAGAACCCAAGUUGAAGAUGAUGCGUUUAAUAAAUAUGCAAGACAGUGCAGACCCAUGUUUUCUGAUCUCGUUUCUUGCGUGCCCAUCUCAGAAAAAAAGUCAGAGACUCUCCACACGCCUAAUGUUUUGGAUGAAACUGGUGGUGAAGAAGAUGAACAAGAAGAUAAUUUAUGGCAGCAGAUGAAAAUUGAGGCAAGGUCAGAUAUUGAUCGAGAACCCAUAUUGUGCAACUAUUAUUUCAGUUCACUCUUGUCUCAUGAUUCAAUGGAAAGUGCUUUGGCUAAUCAUCUUUCCAUGAAGUUGAGUGAUUCUAGCUUGCCCAGCGGUACACUGUAUGAUCUUUUUGUGGGUUUUCUUAUAGAGGAUCAAGAAAUCGUGAUUGCUGUUAAAGAUGAUUUGAGGGCUGUUAAAGAAAGGGACCCUGCUUGUAUAAGUUAUGUUCACUGUUUCUUGAAUUUCAAAGGGUUUUUAGCAUGCCAGGCACAUAGGUUUGCACAUAAGUUAUGGUCACAAGGGAGAAAAAUUCUUGCCCUUUUGAUACAAAGCAGAGUAUCUGAAGUUUUUGCAGUGGAUAUUCAUCCUGGGGCCAAAAUUGGAAGGGGGAUUUUGCUAGAUCAUGCUACAGGAGUUGUAAUAGGAGAAACAGCAGUGAUUGGAAAUAAUGUGUCAAUUUUGCACAAUGUGACUCUGGGUGGCACUGGGAAGGUUAGUGGAGACAGGCAUCCUAAAAUUGGUGAUGGGGUUUUGAUUGGAGCAGGGACUUGUGUACUGGGUAAUGUUAGAAUUGAAGAUGGAGCCAAAAUUGGUGCUGGUUCUGUGGUGUUGAAACAGGUGCCUGCUAGAACUACUGCCGUAGGAAAUCCUGCUAGAUUGAUUGGUGGGAAAGAGAAUCCAAUUAAGCUGGAUAAAUUUCCUAGCUUGACCAUGGAUCAUACAUCAGAUAUAUCCAAGUGGUCUGAUUAUGUUAUUUAG